AUGUCGUCCACAACCCCGACUGCGACCCCGACUCCACAGGUCACGGAUAUCUUUGGCCAUUUUAGAGAGUUGAACUACGCAGCAUGCGUCCCAGGGAUCAUGGGGACCCGGUGCAACAUCUUCUGGGCGUUGCAGAAAGGAUAUGAGGACAUGAUGACGUCGAGGACAGAUCCGUAA
Messenger RNA from Chaetomium globosum CBS 148.51, 177 nucleotides. RefSeq lists its product as uncharacterized. The coding region runs from base 1 to 177 and encodes 58 amino acids. The transcript has 2 exons. The record is from RefSeq and is a predicted model, not a curated record. Lineage: Eukaryota; Fungi; Ascomycota; Sordariomycetes; Sordariales; Chaetomiaceae.